GCCGGUCGUCUACCAAUAGUCACAUACAGAUCUUAAAGGGCCUCUGUUAUAAUAUAAAGACUUGACAGUUCAAAAGAGGUAGCGACUUAAUCAAUUCAUCACUGGAGAUACCUUCACAGUUGGCAGAGUCCACUAAAAAAGUGAUCGGUGAUGGCUGACUUGUGAUGUCUGUUGGAUCAGGGAGGUCAUUGACAUCCGCAAGCGGGGCCCGAAGACCAUCAACAGGGACGAGGGGGCUUAUAUGCUCUCUUCUGCCUGGACCAGCAUCCUGGAAGAGUGAAUGAGGGGUGUGACUCGCCUGUCAAUCUGACAGGUGAGUCACGCCUUCAUCCAUCUGCUGAUAAAGGGGCAGUUUACAUGUACACGCAGACGAGACAGGAAGAGGCGCUGAGGCGAAAAAAAAAGUCAAGAUGGCAACCGGUCCAGAAAAUGGACUGAAAAGGAUAGUUUGGAAAAGAAUUAAAGACACAAUAAUUGAAGACUGCAGAAAAUCUGAAGUAUGGAAGAUAUUGAUCCUGGACCAGUUCACCACAAAGCUGCUGUCCUCAUGCUGCAAAAUGUCGGACCUCAUGUCAGAGAAAAUAACAAUUGUGGAGGACCUUUACAAAAACAGAGAGCCUGUUCUGGAAAUGAAGGCCAUCUACUUCAUUACACCAACAGCUCAGUCAGUGGAUGCCUUUAUUGCAGACUUUAAGCCUAAACCCAAGUACAAAUCUGCAUAUGUUUAUUUCACGGAUUACUGCCCUGAUGACUUGUUCAACAAUAUGAAGCUCUACUGUGCAAAGUACAUUAGGAUUUGCAAAGAAAUAAACAUGUCUUUCAUGCCUCAUGAAGCACAGGUGUUCACGUGUGACAAUCCUGGAGCCUUUCAGAGCGUCUACAGUCCCCAUAGUCAGGACAGAAAAAAGACACUGGAGGCACUUGCAGAUCAACUUGUCACACUCUGCGCCACGUUGGAUGAGUACCCAGGAGUUCGAUACAAAAAAGACCCCAACAUGGAAUAUGCUAAAACACUGGCAGAGUUGGUGGAUAACAAACUGUCCAGACACUAUCAGAUGGAUGACAGCAACAAGAAAAAGGAAAAGACUCAAGCCCAGCUGCUGAUUGUCGAAAGAGGCUUUGACCCUGUCAGUCCUAUUCUGCAUGAGCUUACCUACCAGGCCAUGGCCUACGAUCUUAUUGAUAUCCAGAAUGCCACGUACAAGUACAAAUCCAAAGAUGGUUCAGAAAAGCAGGCUUUGCUGAAUGAGGACGACAUGCUGUGGGUUAAGCUGAGGCACAAACACAUUGCUGAGGUUUCUGAACAAAUCCCGAAGAUGGUUAAGGAAAUAUCUGCCAGCAAGAAACAGCCAGAUGGGAAGAUCACAAUCAGCAAUUUGGCUCAAAUGAUGAAAAAGAUGCCGGCAUUCCGUAAACAGCUGACACAGAAAACCGUUCACCUGCAGUUGGCUGAAGACUGCAUGAAACUUUUUUCCCAAAACGUUGAGAAACUCUGCAAAGCUGAGCAGGAUCUCGCAGUAGGCUCCGAUGUGGAUGGAGUGAAAGUGAAGGAUCCCAUGAGGACUCUGUUGCCAGUGCUGCUGAACCAAUACAGCACCUAUGACAAGAUCAGGGCUGUGCUGCUUUACAUCUUCAGUGUAAAUGGAACAACAGAGGAGAAUUUGAACAAACUCAUCCAGCAUGUGAAGAUUGAGGAUGAAAAGGAGGUUAUACUGAACUGGAAAGAGCUCGGAGUCCCUAUCAUAUCUCCCAGUAACUUCUCCCGUAAAUCUACUAGACGUGACCGUUCUCAGGAAGAGACAUACAAUCUUUCCAGGUGGACUCCUGGCAUAAAAGAUGUCAUGGAGGAUGCAGUGGAGAACAAACUGGAAACAAAAGAAUGGCCACACCAAUCUGAGUGCCCAACCGCUUGGAAUGGCUCCGGGGCUGUCAGUGCACGUCAGAAGCACAAAUCCAGCACUCAGGACGAACGUCGGACGGGCUCACGACUCAUCAUAUUUGUCAUUGGAGGAAUAAGCUACUCUGAGAUGCGCUGUGCCUACGAGGUCACACAGGCUGUCAAAUCCUGUCAGGUCAUCAUAGGAUCUUCACACAUUCUGACCCCUACCACUCUAUUGGAUGACAUCAAGGCCCUAAGCAAACGUCCUAUGGAGACAUUCACCCUUGAGAUAGAAGACUAAAGACUGUCAUACAACUAACAGACUGCCCAAAUUCCCCAUCUUUCUAUUAAUGUUAUCAUUAGUGCACUCAACAAACCCCCUUCCAUGGGGACAUGAAGGGAAUGUAUUAUUUUAUAUGCUUUUUUCUGUAUUACAACAAACGUGCGCACAUGAAAGUAACUUUUUGCCAUUUUGAAGCUAGAUUUAUACCAUGGAAUCACCUUUAGACAGUCAAAUGUAUAGUUAGAUGUGGGGAUUUGGAUGGGUUGUUACAUAACAUCAAUUGACCUCACCACCUGGAAUAAUACU
Messenger RNA from Corythoichthys intestinalis (scribbled pipefish), 2468 nucleotides. RefSeq names its product syntaxin binding protein 3 (gene stxbp3). Gene Ontology annotation, cellular component: plasma membrane; secretory granule. NCBI's taxonomy places the organism in Eukaryota, Metazoa, Chordata, Actinopteri, Syngnathiformes, Syngnathidae. Gene Ontology annotation, biological process: vesicle-mediated transport; neurotransmitter secretion; intracellular protein transport. The transcript has 21 exons. The record is from RefSeq and is a predicted model, not a curated record. The coding region runs from base 411 to 2180 and encodes 589 amino acids. Gene Ontology annotation, molecular function: syntaxin-1 binding.